Messenger RNA from Peromyscus maniculatus bairdii (prairie deer mouse), 3342 nucleotides. It is a transcript of the gene Chst9, whose product is annotated as carbohydrate sulfotransferase 9. Gene Ontology annotation, biological process: carbohydrate biosynthetic process; proteoglycan biosynthetic process. Gene Ontology annotation, cellular component: membrane. The record is from RefSeq and is a predicted model, not a curated record. Lineage: Eukaryota; Metazoa; Chordata; Mammalia; Rodentia; Cricetidae. Gene Ontology annotation, molecular function: sulfotransferase activity.
ACUACAGGGAAAAUCCAGGAACACAUCACCAAUCAGAACUCCGAGGUACACAUGCCUGAGGACCUAAACAAGAAAACAGGAAAUCCAAUCAACUUGGGGAGACCCACUAGGGUUUUAAAGAAAAGCAGCUAUUCACUGGGAGAGAACAGAGCUCCCCAGUCAUCAACAGAUAACUCAAUAGGAACACAUCAAGGAGCUGAGCCCAUUGAAACAAACUGGCCACUGGUCACUCAGCCCUUAAACACAAGUUCAGUCCAAGGCCACAGAUGGCAGAAAGCAGGUGCAACCCAAGAGAAACGUAGAUCUUUCCUUCAUGAGUUUUGCAAGAAAUAUGGUGGAGUAAAUGAUCCCCAGUCCAACAUAUUUCGAAUGGUAUCCAGGAUCUAUGUAGAAGACAAACACAAAAUCCUGUACUGUGAAGUACCAAAGGCUGGCUGCUCUAAUUGGAAAAGGGUUCUGAUGGUCCUAAAUGGAUUGGCUUCCUCUGUGUACAAUAUUUCUCAUGGUACUGUGCACUAUGGGAAGCAUCUGAAGACAUUAAAUAGCUUUGACUUAAAAGGAAUAUACAUGCGUUUGAAUACCUAUACCAAAGUUGUAUUUGUUCGAGAUCCCAUGGAAAGAUUAGUGUCAGCAUUUAGAGAUAAAUUCGAGCAUCCCAAUAGUUACUACCAUCCAGUAUUUGGGAAGGCAAUUAUAAAGAAAUACCGACCAAAUGUCUAUGCGGAAACAUUAAAUAAUGGAUCUGGAGUGAAAUUCAAAGAAUUCGUCUACUAUUUGCUGGAUGCUCACCGUCCAGUGGGAAUGGAUAUCCACUGGGAAAGGGUCAGCAAACUGUGCUAUCCAUGUUUGAUCAACUACAACUUUGUAGGGAAGUUUGAGUCGUUAGAAGAAGAUGCCAAUUACUUUCUCCAGCUGAUUGGUGCUCCAAAGGAGCUGAAAUUUCCAGACUUUAAGGAUAGGCACUCCUCUGAUGAAAGAACCAGUGCUCAAGUGGUAAGGCGGUAUUUAAAGGACCUGAGCAGAGCGGAGAGACAGCUCCUCUAUGACUUUUACCACUUGGACUAUUUGAUGUUUAAUUACACAACUCCACAUUUGUAAUUUGCAUUCAUUUUCUAAAGCCCUGAAUUGACUUAAUGAUGAUGGCCUGAAAUCAACUACUGUAAUUUUCCUACAAUUCUCUGUAUGGGGGAAAUUUAACUAAGUGAAGUUGUCUUGAUUGAAUGAAGUUUUUUUUUUUUUUUUUUUUUUUUUUUUCUAAACCAAAGAGUAUGACAGCAAUUGGCACAAAGUUAUUGGAAAAUCAUCUCAAGGAGACAUGUAAACAACUUGAUGUGCUUUUAAAUGUUGGAGAAAGAGCUGUUUUGGCAUUGUGACUUAUACCAUGGAAGCAAUAAUCUAGCCAGCUGUUACAUUAACCAAGAAAGCCUCUUGCAUGUAAAAUAAGGGGGUCAAAAAUGGAGAGAACUAUGUAUCCAAAUCCUGGCAUCUAUCAUCUACCAUGCUUGAAUCUAUUCUUAGCAGUCUAUGGCACAUGCAUCAGAUGACUGGGUGGUGUUCUUACUCCUGAAUAUCCCUAUCUACUGUGAUGAUGAAUCCAUUGUGAGAUGUUUGGGCAUAGGCAUUUUACUAUCAAUCUGGAGGCAUUCCGUGAUUUACAAUAUAACAAUAGAGCAGAAAAACAGAUGAAGCUCUGGCUUUUUUUUUUUAACAGCCAGUAAAAAUGCACAACAUGCUAAGAUCAAAACAACAAAAGCCACCUUUCUCUUCCAGGAAAAGCUUCAGGGGAUUGAUUUGCUUUCUUUUCAUUUUUGCAGGGUGGGGGGAGGAAGGAGGUUGAGCCCCCCAUGAAGAGACAAAUGAGCACAACCAAGCAGGUCCUCAUUUCUAAACAUCAUCAGAUAGAAAUGUGCUCUUAAUUCUGCCUUAAUUGGAAAGGGGGCAAUUGUUUCAGGAUGGAAUAAUCAUCAAAACCAAAAGUUGCCGUUCUGAAUAUAGAGCUCUAACAAUAACAGUUUUAUAAGAAUCUUACUUGAAUCAAAGCUCCAUGUGCAGCGUUUUCUGUGCGGAAUGCACUCUAAGAAUAGCUUUGGUUUGCAGUCUAAUUAUUCAACUUGGGAAUAACUUUUUAAGAACUAAUAUACCACUUCAAAGACAGGUUAUGUUCUAGAGAAUAAACAUAACAAGAGCCCCUAGAAAUGUUUUUAAUAGGCUUAUGCAUAAGCAAAUUAAGGUAUUUUCUUCUUAAGUUUAAAUACUCUAUACUAACAAAGUCAAAUGCCAUUGCAUUCAAAUAUUAAAUCAAAGUCUUUGGAAAAUAGGACCAUGUGUCACCCUUAUGAAAAGUUGUAAUGUACUUUAGGAAUUUUUUCCAAGGGUUCUUAAAUUUAAAGACACAUUCAGAUGAGAAGUACAUUUUAAUUAGUUAACUACUGCCCUGACUUAAGCAAACCACAUGUCAAUCAAAUCCUGUGGAAAUGUUUUUCUUAAAUAUGUUUCUCUUCCUACGCUAUCGUUUUUUGAUCAGUAAAUAUUCAGCUGUCUUGCAAAGAAAGCUAGGUCUUAAUAUUUGAAUAUUAAUAGACCGAGAUCCUUAUAGUCAUACGUGUCUCAUUUUGAUUUUCCAUUUCAUGGCUGAGUAUUCAUAAAUUGCUUCACUCUGCACACACCCGCCCUAUCUCCUCCACAUCUCACAUGAGUGGGUGAACUGCAGUGAGGCCACAUCAGCAGCAGUAUUCAGCUCUGCACACCAACCUUUGCCCACUUUCCAGCCCACUUCUUUAUGCCUCUAGACCAUCCCCUUAGCCGAGUAAUCUAAAUUAUAUAAAUUAAAGUCUUCAGUACUGGGUACAGUGGAUUCCUAGCAACUUAGAGACCUUGAAAUUACCUUUUUCUGAGAAAGAGAAAAGAGAAACGUCUAUUCUCACAACACUCAAAGCUCAUUUUAGACAGCGCCUGCUACAAAAGCAGCAUUCCUAAGUGGAAAUAAGAAAUAAUGAAAACACCAAAAAUAUAUUUUUAAACCUUCCCCCCACACACACACACUUUCAUAGCUCUGGAAAGGAAAAAUGAAAAUACUCUCUGGUAUUAGCAUUUCUCAUACACUGGGGGAGCGGACAUAUUUGUAUGCCCUGUUUAAACAGACACAAGACCUUUACCGGUGGAGAAGUGAGAGAGAAGGAUAAUGUGGUGUUCUCCCCAAUAGCCACUCUGUGACUUUUGCUGUGACAAUGAUGCCACCAUGCCAGGUUUCACGUUUUGGAGUCCCAACUACCAACCCUCUUCCUCUGCGGUGUGAAAAUACUAAAUGGAAACUUUCAGAAAUAAACAACACAUAUGUUUUAA